AUGGACGUCAACAGGAGACUGGGGAUGAGGGACACUGUGCUGGCUCUCUUCCUCGCAGUCAUGCAGGGAUUUCCUCUCGGGGAAACGGCCCCGAACCACUCACCGCUGGUUGGAUCCAACUGGGGGAACCCGAGGAGAUAUGUCCACCUGCAAACAUCCACAGACCAUAACAACUUCUACCUGGAGAUCAGAUUAGAUGGCACCGUGCGCAAAACCACCGUCAGGAGUUCAUAUAGUGUGAUUUUACUGAAAGCAGAAACGAGAGAGCGCAUCGCCAUCCUCGGAGUCAAGAGUAGCCGCUACCUGUGUAUGGAUUUGGAGGGAAACCCAUUCAGCUCUCCCAUCUGCCUCAGGGACGACUGUCUGUUCAACCACAAACUUCUGGAGAACAACCGGGACGUGUACUACUCCAUCCGGACCGGCAUCCUCUUCAACCUGGAGGGCUCUCGGCAGGUGUUCUCGGCGGGCCAGAACCUUCCGCAGACCUCCAUCUUCCUGCCCCGGAAGAACACGGUCCCGCUGGAGCGCCUCCUGCUCAGGGAGAAGAGGAACCAGGUGGUGGAUCCCUCAGACCCGCUCAACGUCUUCAUCGGCAGGACCGAGGAGGGCUCGGACUCCCGGGCCGUGCCGGAGGACGAUGCCGACUUGGAGCUGGAGCUGGAGGUGGUCGAGGCCGGGGACGAUGGGCGCAACGUGUCCCGGGAGACGGCGCAGGCUCCGUCCGUCGACGACCCCUGGAACGUGCUGUCGUCCAACCCGGGAAGCCCCCGGAGCUCCGGAACCAUUGGGUGA
Messenger RNA from Labrus bergylta (ballan wrasse), 792 nucleotides. RefSeq names its product fibroblast growth factor 23 (gene fgf23). Gene Ontology annotation, biological process: regulation of cell migration; fibroblast growth factor receptor signaling pathway; positive regulation of gene expression. Gene Ontology annotation, molecular function: growth factor activity; type 1 fibroblast growth factor receptor binding. Gene Ontology annotation, cellular component: cytoplasm. The record is from RefSeq and is a predicted model, not a curated record. Lineage: Eukaryota; Metazoa; Chordata; Actinopteri; Labriformes; Labridae.